AUGGCAGACAAAACAGACAAGGAGGUGCUGGGGGUCAUUGGAGAUGCACUGUUCUAUAAGGCAGCAGAGCCCUUUGCUGCCAUUGGAAUGGCAUCGGAGGUCUUGAAGAAGCGAGAGAUCGAGAUUGCUGGACUGGCGUUGGAGGAGAAGGUUCAGACUCCUCCUGCCUCAACGGCCAAGGUCCCUGUAGGUAGGAGCGCAGCAGCGGCUCCGUCGCGUGCCCCUGCCCCUGCCAGGUCGAAGGUGACAGCAGCGACAGCCAAGCCUCCGACUGCUGCCGUGAAGGCUCCAGCUAAGACUCCUGCUGCUGCUGCUGCUGCAAGGCCUUCUCCCACCAAGGCUGUCGCAUCUCCGAAGGCAACAGCAGCAAAAGUUCUAUCAGCAGCCAAGGAAGCUCCCAAGACUGCCAAGGAGGAGGCGACUGCUGGUGCUUCAGUGCCAGGGCAGCUGGUGGACACUUUGCUGGACUUUGUGGAUGGGAAGCCCGAAGGGAUGGCGCGUCUCGCCUUCAAGUUCCGCUGCUCCAUGGACUUGUCGGCUGGCGACUGCAUCGUGAUCACUCUCCCUGACUUCGAAGGAGACCAGUCUACUCCGAUCUUGUUGGAUGAUGUGGCAGGGAAGCCAAUGGAGCUGCUCAGCGCUAGUUGGCUCGUCUGUCCCCCCCGGGUGGAGCUGAAGGUGCCAGAGGAGAAGGUGAUCAGCAAGGACACGUUGGUAGAGAUUGCAAGCAGGGAAGCUUGUGUUAGAAUCCCUAUGAAGGGUAUCACGGAGGACAGCAAGAGGGAGUUCCUAGUAAGUGCCUCCUGCAAGCAAGGUCAGGUUCCGCCCUCUCCUGUCCUCUCAGUCUGCAGCAUCAGGGGAUGUCAACUGUCCGCUGACCUCCAGCGUGCUCUGGUGUACCUCGGGUGCCUGCUGGUAGAGAGUGGCCCGCGGGGUUCGAGAAGGAAGACGUACAGGCAGGCAGCGUUCUCCUGCUUCAACCUUGUGCUCCGUGAUGCCCACCUUGUGGAAGGGAGGGAGGGCCUCGUGCUGCUGGCCGCUUCUGCUCGAGAGUUGGCCCUCCUCUUCCCCAACGUGUUCUUGGAUGCUCGGACGGAGGGGAAAAUCUACGGAGGGAUGCGGGAUCUUGCUGGGGAUCUAAGGGAAGUGGAUCCGAUCUUCAAGGUGGAGGAGGCGGAGGAGACGUCGGAUCCGUCGGAGCUGGUGGCGAGCUGGAGAAAGGCUGCUGAGAAGGCUUGCAGCUCGUACAUGGGCUGGAAGGAAUCCCUGUGCGCAGAGGAGAGGAUAAUACUGCUACGUAAGAGUGUUGCAACUGAGAACUUCAAGGAGGCGAUGGCGAUGCUCAAGGAGCUAGAGACGCAAUACCUCUCCGCAGUCAACUCCAAGUCCAGCAUCGACCGGGUACGCGAGUGUCUCACGGACAUGGCAAGUGUCUUCGACGACGCUGCCGUUGAGAUCCUUAGCCAGCAGGACGAGCUUGAUAACAUGCACUGCUGUCUGGGGCACGUCAGAGAGGAGGCGAAGCAUCUUCACAGCAUCUACGGCUCUCCAGGUCAAGACGGCAAGUCAUCCUCCCGAUCCGCCGAGAAAGACUCAGCCAACCUCGACGAGAUCAAGGCGAUCCUCAAGAAUCGCGGAGUGUUUGGGUCGGUCUCGAUCGAUGAACAGCUGAAGGAGCUGGAGGAGGAGUACCAUGACAACGUGCAGUUCGGUCUGCAGCUGCAGGCAGACACUGUGGCGCUGCUGCUCGAGUGGUACCGGGAGUAUCGGACGAACAUGGAGAGAGGAGGAGAGUUCUACUCGAAGCAGAAGGAGGAGGAGAGUCAGGACGUCGUCAUGUACUCGAAGGAGCUCAACGAGGCCAUGGAGGAGUACAGAAAGGGGUUGAAACGUUGCAAGGAGUCGUCGCAGGUAGAGGGCAAGUUGUUAUUCGCUGCGGGGAGGGUGAAAUACUUUCUUGGAGCUCUCGACGACGCCAUUGAAACCCUUGAGAGGUGCUGCAAGAUAGACGCGUCAGACCUCGGGGGCAGCCUCUACCUCGGCCUCUGCUACCUGGCCAAGGAGGAGGCGUUUGUGCGAGCGAACCUUGACAAGAUCGAGAGGUGUAUGGAGAAGAGCAUCCUUGCCAUGGGCAGUCAGGUUGACUUGCUCAUGAACGGAGACUCGACAUGUCUGCAGCAGUACGAGCUCUUGUCCGAUGAGACCGUUCGCAUCUCCAACCCGGACGUUCAGCGAGGCAGCGUCGAGUUCGGUAUUGCUCUGAUGGAGCACGGGAGGACUGCCAAGGCGAUCACGAUGCUGGAAAUCUCUAUCAAGAUCCUCUCCAACAUUGCCAACCUUGGGCUCUGCCAGCAGACACAGAGUGAAUCCAAGGUGCUCAAGAUGCGAGCGGAGGCCCACCUCAUUCAAGCUUACAAGAAGAGCAACAAACACAAGACGGCGUUUGACAUGCUCAAGGCGCUGAAUCAGACCCUCAGCACACAAGUGGAGAAGAAUGCAGCUUCUAUUGAGACAAGGUUGCGCAACGCUGAGCUCGCCGUCGCCAUGGCUUCCUCCCGCGCUGACGUCCACGAGUUCCUCGGGCACGCACUGCUCGACAUGUACGAGCAUCACCCGGGGCACAGGAGCGACGCUGCGCUGCUGCAGCAGGCGGAAGAAAGCUUCAGGCGCAGUCUCCUCCUCGAGGGAAAGCCCUUUCAGCCCCUCACAGACCAGCUCGAAGGCGUCACUGCCAAACCCACCAGUACUGCCUCCAAGGCUCCGCUGAAGACUCCCUCGCAGUCAGUGGGGAGGGGGAAAGGAAAGCCGGAGAACGUGGUCAAGGGAGGGGCCAAGAGCCCGGCCAGCAAGCCUGCGAACGCGAGCACAGGGAACGCGAAGGAGAAGGCGGAGGAGGGAGACGACAGGAAGGAGGAGAAGCUCGUCAAUCCUCGCAGCUGCAGCUCGAGGAUCGGACUAGCCAAGGUGCUGACUGAGAAGGGAGGAGAUCCGACGGCCUUUCCUCCUGACCUGAUCGCCUCUGUCACAUCCCUGUAUGAGGAGAGCAUUGAGAUAAACCCGCGCGAUUUCGAGGCUUACUUCAAGAUCGGCGAGCUGCUGGACCUCAAGGACCCUAAGCGAGCUGCGGCCAUCUACAGCCAGUAUCCUGUCAACUUCGACAGCCCCAACCAUGACGACGCGUUCGUGGCGGGGGAGGUCGUUCGGCUGUCGAUGCGGGGGAAGGACUACACCAAGUGGAGCAAGGGGAGCCCGGAGCUCGUCAACGUCGGCAAGUCGCUGGUGGUGAUGGCCAGGGUGCAGUCGCUGGAAGUGAUCCGAGACUACGUGGAGAAGCUAGAGGUAGCCAACCACACUCAGAUCCUCUGCGAGGUGUUCGCCGAGGUCAACAGGAAGAGCGUCGACGAUCCUGACAUGCGCGCUCACUUUGCGAGGAAGGGAUGGAUCGUCGGGCCGGAGACCCUGAAGGCAGCCAUGGACGCGGCGCGGGCAGCUCGUCCGCUGUGA
Messenger RNA from Guillardia theta CCMP2712, 3504 nucleotides. RefSeq lists its product as hypothetical. Gene Ontology annotation, molecular function: protein binding. Lineage: Eukaryota; Cryptophyceae; Pyrenomonadales; Geminigeraceae. The record is from RefSeq and is a predicted model, not a curated record. The coding region runs from base 1 to 3504 and encodes 1167 amino acids. The transcript has 10 exons.